CAGUGGAAGUGCCCUGGCUCUGAUGCUUGUGCUGAUUUCAGUGUCAGAACAAUGUUAAUCUGUGUGAGUGUGUCUUGAUUUCUCGUCUGUACCUGGUGUGAAUUCACCUCAGCUGCAGCCUGAGCCCAGAGAAGUCUUGUGUGUGAGUGUCAGAGGAGGGGAGGGGGCUCACGGACAGGAACAGACCCCCCAUGAAGGAGUUUUCUAUAUCUUUUGAGAGUGGGAUCAACCAAAGUGCAGCUUGUUGAGAUUUUCCUUUGCUCAUUCCUCCUUUCAAGAGUCUCUCCAGCCCUGUUCUCUGCUUCCAGGGAGGCAGCACAUCUCUGUCUGAGGGACGCUGCACCUAGUCUUUGACAAUGAAGUUUAACUUGUUCAGACAGCCACAGGCCGUGGCGGCCGCAGAGCCCACUGGUGCCACCACCACCGUGACCAUGGCCCCCAGUCCGGCUGUUAUCUCCACCACCGCUCUGGACAUGUCUGGCUCCAACAACACAGAGAUCAACAAGAAUGACAUGUUUGAGGAAAUCAAGAGUAAAUUCUUGAAUGAAAUUGAUAAAAUCCCACUGCCUCCGUGGGCUCUGAUUGCCAUCGCUGUUGUGGCCGCAUUGCUCAUCCUCACCUGCUGCUUCUGCAUAAUCAAAAAAUGCUGCUGCAAGAAGAAGAAGAACAAGAAAGGGAAGAAGGGCAAGGAUGGCUUCAACAUGAAGAACAUGCAGGAUGGCGAGAAACACCAGGAUGAUGACGAUGACGAGGGAGAGACCGGAUUGACCGAGGAGGAGAAAGAGGAAGAGGAGAAAGAACAAGAGAAACUGGGGAAGCUGCAGUACUCUAUAGAUUAUGACUUUGAGAACACAAAGGUCACGGUCGGCAUCCUCCAAGCUGCAGACCUCUUGUCCAUGGACUCGGGAGGAACUUCAGAUCCUUAUGUCCGAGUCCUGCUCUUCCCUGACAAGAAGAAGAAGUUUGACACCAAAGUGCACAAGAAGACCCUGAACCCCGUCUUCAACGAGACGUUCGUAUUCAAGGUGCCCUACGAGGAACUUGGUGGGAAGACACUGGUGAUGUCUGUUUACGACUACGACCGAUUCUCCAAACAUGACGUCAUUGGGGAGGUGAAGAUUCCCAUGAACACCAUCGACCUCGGACGGCCGAUCGAGGAGUGGAAGGAUCUGGAGAGCGCCGACCAGGAGGAGCCUGAGAAACUCGGAGACAUCUGCAUCUCCCUCCGUUAUGUCCCCACCGCUGGAAAACUCACCGUCUGUAUCCUGGAGGCAAAGAAUCUAAAGAAGAUGGACGCCUGCGGAUUAUCUGAUCCUUAUGUGAAGAUCCAGCUGCUUCAGGGGGGUAAGCGUCUGAAGAAGAAGAAGACCACGGUGAAGAAGAACACCUUGAACCCAUAUUAUAAUGAAUCCUUCAGCUUUGAAAUCCCCCUAGAACAGAUGCAGAAAAUCUUGGUGGCGGUCACGGUGUUUGAUUAUGACAAGAUCGGUAAGAACGACGCCAUUGGAAAGAUCUUCGUGGGCAGCAAGGCGACCGGUUUAGGGCUGAAGCACUGGUCUGACAUGCUGGCCAAUCCCCGCCGUCCCAUCGCCCAGUGGCAUCCAUUGCAACCUGAGGAGGAUAUCGAUGGCCAGCUGGCAUCUCUGGCCGCCAAGAAGUAACGUGCUCCACCGACCAGCUAAUGCACUAACUCAGAAAUCCAACCCCCGCCCCUAUUUUGCAUGAAACCCAUGACUUAACACACGGUCAGGAAAACUGCUCAGCAAAAAAGAGACGUCGUAGAAUACCCCGCUCAUUUAUGGUUAAGUCGGAAAAAUAAAACAGUUUUUAAAUGAAUCAUCACAUCUCACACCUUAGCUGAGAAGAGUGCCGUUGAAUUAUGGGGGGACUGGCUCCUGAACGAUCGAAGAAACUUAGAAACUGAUUCUUAGGGUGCUGACACUGAAUAAAAGUCUCUGUGAAGACAAUACUGGAAAUAAAGCUUUAGUUUAGUUGAGCAUGCUUUACCCGCCCCACCCCCCACUGCUCUGCAUACACCACACCCAGUAUUGUAUCCUGCUUAUAAGUGUGCUAUAACUUGCAAUAGUAAGUACUGUAGUAUUGGGCUAUCUUCCGCACAGAGUGUGUUUAAGUAAUACAAGAAGAGUUAAUUGAGAAUGAAUGAAGUCAUUGAAUGCAUCGAUCCCUGUUGCAACAUGUUUUAAAAAGAAAGCUGUGAUUUAUUUUACUGUGAAUUCGAUACACACGGUAGAGUAGCGUACAGUGUGGCCGGGACGCCGCAGUGUUUUGAUCUCUGUCACUCGUUUGUGUCGCCAUGGAGGCAUCGUCUAUGCAUUUAGGUCCGACACACGUCUCUGUGUCUUCAGACAGAUGUAAUGUAGGACAGGAAUACAAGGGUGCCUUUCCUGAUAUGUGACACUCUGAGAAAUGCGGCGUUUAGUGGAGAAGGGCGGAACUUUUUACAGAGUGAAUAUUGUUCAAAGGUCGUCAGGGACACUGUGAAUGUGCCAUCAGAAAUGUGUCUUGAGCUGCGUUGACCACUUGGAUGUAAAACCGCACUUACACGCAGGGAAAGUCAGGACACUAGGAGGAUUACCCAUGAAGUUCAAAACAGUUGUGACUAUGCUUCUGAAUUCUGCUGAUGCUUUUGAAAAACACCUCACGCUUUUUAUUUUGACAUCCGUUCAACUCUCUGUGAAGGAUGUUGUAGUUGACACGAACGCUCUGUCGCUCCCACCUCAGUACGUAAAUAAUUUGUGAUGAACCUAAGUGAGCAUUUCCAGAUGUUUUUAUAGUGAACUGAGUGUGAAGCGUAAGCUGUGACUGCACUUUUUAAGAGAACGGGAAUUCAACUGCAAAGCAAAUCUCAACACGGCAAAGUGCAGCAUCGAACAUAAUAAACAAUAAACAUGUGCAGGACCAUUCGCUUGAACCAAAUAGAGCUGCAGAAUCGAGCAUGUCUCCCACUUCACAGUAGUCGUUUAAAUCCCAUUCAUCAGACACAAGCUUUAUAAACCUGGAGCCAAAGUGCUACACUCACUUUAUCAAAGACUUACUAUGUUAGUGUGACGUGCAGAUGCAUGGAGGCAAAAAGUCUUUAGAGCAACUGAACACCUGGUUUCAAUAAAAAAAAUAAAAACAAUAAAAUUAUUCAAAGUUAUUUGGAGUUACACAUUUCCAAAAAAGUUGAUCUGGAGUAAAUUUCAAUUUAUUAUUAAAGAAAAAACCUCAAAACUAAACAACUAUAUUCAAGUUGAUUAAAUUGUCACUCCUGGAUUAAAAAAAUAAUACCAAGUUCAUUUAGAAACCAAAAUGUAUCUAAAUGAAUAUAAGUGUAUGAUUUUGUUUUAAAUCAAAGAACUACAAUCACCACCCUGCAGUAGUAUGCCUCCACUAACCAGUCACAAGUGACAACUGAUCAAAUGACGUGAAGAAAUUCCCUAAAGUCAAAAACAUACAUUUUUUCGUUGAGUCCAAGUGAAGCUGGCUUAUGUUGUUCCAGUUUUUCUCCUUGAAUGUGUGCGAAUGAAAAUCAAAAUGAGGUGUUCAGCUUCUGUCUUUGCCUCCGUGUCAUCACCAGAAACAAAAGUGACAGAAAGGAAACAGCAGCACACUGACCGGUCCACCCACAGUACUUCUGCUAUAUUAUUAUCAACACCAUGCAUCGCUGCAGAUUUGUGAAUAGGCUACAGCAUGAAUUUACAAGAUGAUGUAAAUAGCAGCAUGUUUUAAAGAGGAACCAUUAUUAUAUUGUGUAUGUGUGUUUGUGUUCUAUGUCAUUUUUGAUAAUAAAACAGAGUAAAAAAAACCUGUAUGCACUGACUGCAAAGUGUAUGUAUUUUUGCUAAAUGGGACUGAAUGUACAUGUCUGGAUUAUUCAUGUUAUACGGUUAUCGGGCUCCUUUAAAGCCUGGAGUUAUAGCAGGGUUGCUUUACGUGUCAUAUGUGAAGAUCUAUUUCGUUUUCUCAUAAAACUGCACGAGUGUCUUAUUUCCUGUCAUUGCUUGUAUGUGUCCUCUGUGCUAAACCCAGUGUAUCCGUGUGCUCGGGCUACAGGUCAUGUAAUUGUUGUUCAUUUCUGCUUGCACUUGUUAUAUAGUCUGUCUCGGCCGCUGACCAGCAAACUGUAUAGAUUUGAAAAAAAGAGGAGAAUAUUUGCUGGCUCCUUGAUUUUCUAUCUCAGUGUACCGUAAGUGUUUCCUUCAUUUACUCCUGCCAGAUGAGUGUCAAGUCUUAGUUCAUCAAAUGUAGAUACAGUAACUGACUUGUGGCCCAUUUUUCCUUUUAUUCACACUUUAUUAAAUUGUACCUUUUCAUUAUGUUGCCAUUCGAAUAAACCUGCUCUCACCUGUCUGAUCAUACAUUAGAAGUGAGUGAAAUCAGUAAUUUGCUUCUAAAAUGAACCAAAUCCUUUUUUUUAAAACUUUAUUACGCAAUAUUUUUUAUCAAUUUGUGUGAAAUAUCAUCACUGGAUAUUAUUGAUGUAGCUCUCUCAAGUAGCUCCAGUCUGGUAAUUAAGCAAUCAAUAAUCUUUUCAUUACCAGUGCCACUGUAUGAGUGAACACACAGUUUAGCUAAUAGAGUGCAGGGGUGUGGUGUCACCCGUGCAUGCUCUGUGAGAUAUGAAUGCUGUAUCUAUCACGGCAUCUCUAAUGUGGGGAUUUGUUUUCUCCGUCCAUCCAUGAAGAUGAAUAAUCACAGUCUCCAUGACAGUCCAUCUCUUAGAGUAGAAGUUAUUAUGCAUCCAUGAAGUUUGGAGGAGGAAUAAACACAUUUUCAUUUUGAAUAUCAUUUUCACAUUUAAGUUUAUCCAUAACUUUAUAUAGCAUGUGUAAACCUUUUCUCAGAAUCAUUCAAUAUACUCACUCUCAUCCAGUCUAUCUACACAUAAUCUAUAAUCUCCAUUUUGUGUAUUUUGUGUAUUUGCAAUAAGACCACUUGAACUUGUAUUUGUUGGUUCGGUGUAACUGUUUGGGAUUUAGUGAUGGAAUUGUAUGAGUUUAUCCAUUUUCUGCAAUGCAGGCAACAAAAUCCCAGUCUUCCCGGUCUCACAUGCUCUCUUGAGCACCGAGCCGACCCAUUCAGUGCAGAACCACAUUCGCAAUGCAAUACUGCCGACCUGCUGCUUCCUCUUUAGUGAAUAUCCUCUGAACGUACAGUAGCCAUGAUGCAGAACAUCCAAAGAGACGACUGUCAUCACUCACUCACUUACUGAGUAACAGACUCUCAACUCUCGUUUUGUCUUGAUGUAGACGUGUGUCAGUAGUUGUACCAUUUUUGUGAACUGCAUGAUUUAUUUCCAUAUAAAAUCCAUGUUUUCCAGCAAAAGGUGGAAACAAAACGACAAAAAAAAAACUGUACUCAUAUAUCACUCUGUAGAACUGAAGGGAACCAAAACAUGGGAAGGGGUCAGGGCUCAUCUGUGUUGUAAAAAAUGUAAUCAUAGGAAAUAAAGGCAU
Paralichthys olivaceus (Japanese flounder) is the source of this 5459-nucleotide messenger RNA. Its product is annotated as synaptotagmin-2-like. Lineage: Eukaryota; Metazoa; Chordata; Actinopteri; Pleuronectiformes; Paralichthyidae. Gene Ontology annotation, biological process: cellular response to calcium ion; regulation of dopamine secretion; regulation of calcium ion-dependent exocytosis. Gene Ontology annotation, molecular function: phosphatidylserine binding; clathrin binding; syntaxin binding. Gene Ontology annotation, cellular component: axon; exocytic vesicle; dense core granule. The record is from RefSeq and is a predicted model, not a curated record.